UUCUUCUACUCACUGGUAGAGUACUCCUCUUCUAAGAAAGUGUGUUAAUAUAUGUAACAUUAAUCCAGUAUGGUCUUAUAAAUUUGUAUACAGAAACUGUAAUAAAGCUGCAGAUGCCUAAACCAACUCGUAAACUUAAUCUGUGUGGGGAUUGGUGGUUUCAACCACCUGAACAGAUAAAUCCUUAUAUAAGUUAUGAUGUAUCAAGGGUGUUUGUUUAAUAUAUGUUUGCUUCUGUGUUAAAAAAAAAGAAGAAAAAAGCAGAGACACAAACAAAAAUGGCGCUAAACCUCUUCUUAUCCCCUUCACCCCCCUUUUUCACUUCAAACCCUAAAUCUAAUCCUCCAUUUUCAUUCUCAUCAUUCCCUUACUCCAAUCUUCAUCUGUUCCAAUCUCAUCAUUUUCAUCAAGUCUCUCUACUCUCUCAAUCUCAAAACCCUAUAUUCCUUCCCUAUCUUCAAGAACAGGAACAAGAAGAAGAGAAGCAACUAAAAUUAAACCUAAUAGAAGAAGAGAAAUUACUUAAGAAGAAAAAAUUAGAAGAAAUUGAAUCAUUAGAAGACCCAAUUGAGAGAUUUUUUAAAACUAGAGCUGAAUUUGAUUCUGAAGAUCCUCAUAAUGAAGGUAGAAUCAAUUUACAAAAGAAUCGUCGGUCAGCGUGGCACUUAGCUGAUAUUAAAUCCAUGGAUACCAUUGAAAAGGAAGAACUCCCCGAAGAAGAAGUGGUGGAUUUUGAUGAUGAAUUGACUUUGGAUUCUGGGGGCACCAGCGACGCUGGAAGUGGUGGAGGGAUUGUGGAAGAAAUACUUGAACUUGCGAGAAAUGUACCGGAGAAUAUGACACUAGGUGAGGUAUUAGCUUCUUCGGCUUCUAGUUAUGGAGGGAAGAUUGGAGAAACUGAAUGUAUUGAGAUUUUGAGUUUAAUGGGAAAAGAAGGUCUUGUUAUUAGUUGUUUGUAUUUUUUUGAAUGGAUGGGAGUUCAGGAAGUGUCGCUUGUUUCACCUAACGCAUAUAAUGUAAUGUUUGGUAUUUUGGGUUUGGCUAGGAAAGGGGAGAAGUUGAUGAUACUGUUUAGGAAUUUGCCAUCUACCAAGGAAUUCAAGGAUUUACGCGUUUAUAACUCGGCAAUGUCUGGAUUGUCAUGUUGUGGGAGGUAUGAUGAUGCUUGGAAAGUUUUCGAAGAAAUGGAAAUAGCUAACAUCCAGCCAGAUCAUGUGACAUGCUCGAUUUUAAUAACGGUUAUGAGGAGAAGUGGACGUAGUGCCAAAGACGCGUGGGAGUUUUUUGAGAAAAUGAACAGAAAAGGAGUUAAGUGUAGUCUAGAAGUUUUAGGUGCUAUUAUAAAAUCUUUCUGCGAUGAGGGGCUGAAAAAGGAGGCCCUUAUUAUUCAGUCAGAUAUGGAGAAAAGAGGCAUUUCAUCUAAUGCCAUCAUAUAUAACACCUUGAUGAAUGCUUAUGCUAAAAGUAACCAGAUUGAAGAAGCAGAAGGUCUUUACACAGAGAUGAAAGCCCGGGGAAUUCAACCUACCUCCGCUACCUAUAACAUACUAAUGGAUGCAUACAGCAGAAGAAUGCAGCCUGAUAUCGUUGAAGAUUUGCUUCUAGAGAUGCAGAAUUUGGGAUUGGAACCAAAUGUCAAGUCAUAUACCUGUCUUAUAAGUGCUUAUGGGAGGCAGAAGAAAAUGAGUGACAAAGCUGCGGAUGCUUUUUUGAGGAUGAAAAAGGUCAGGAUACAACCAUCUUCACAUUCGUAUACUGCCCUAAUCCAUGCAUACUCAGUUGAUGGAUGGCAUGAGAAGGCGUAUGCUGCGUUUGAGAACAUGAAAAGGGAAGCAAUAAAACCCUCGAUAGAAACAUAUACUGCACUUCUUGAUGCAUUUAGGCGGGCAGGUGAUACUGAAACACUUAUGAAAGUUUGGUACUUGAUGAGAAGUGAUAAAGUCGAAGGGACACGUGUUACGUUCAACAUUCUCGUUGACGGAUUUGCAAAACAAGGUCUCUAUGCUCAAGCAAGAGAUGUGGUCUCUGAGUUUGGAAAAAUUGGUCAUCAGCCAACUGUGAUGACAUAUAAUAUGCUGAUGAAUGCUUAUGCACGAGGAGGGCAACACUCAAAGCUGCCACAGCUUUUGAAAGAGAUGGCUGCUCUCAAUCUGCAACCUGAUUCUGUCACAUAUUCUACGAUGGUAUAUGCCUAUGUACGUGUCCGUGAUUUCAGAAGGGCCUUUUAUUAUCACAAGCAGAUGGUGCAAAGCAAACAAGUGCCUGAUCCAAGAUCCUAUCAGAAGCUGAGGUCGAUUUUGGAUGUCAAAGCUGCAACGAAGAAUAAGAAGGACAGAAGUGCCAUAUUGGGCAUUGUUAACAGUAAAAUGGGCUUGCAGAAACCUAGGAAAAGUAAGAAAGACGAGUUCUGGAAGAACAAGAAAAGAUGAUUGGCCACAGACAGUUCCUUUUUUUACUACCGGAAUUGGAUUAUGGUUCUCUUGUCUUCCUUACUUAUGUCACUACAGCUUUAGGCCACGAGCAAACUAUCCUGGUGCAUUUUUGUUUUCUGAAUGAUCGUUAAAUUGCACUGGCAUGUAAGGUACAAGGCUCUUCAUCAUCACUGGGUCAAUCCUCAGUUUGUGAUUGAAUUAUCUGCAGAUCUGGUCAUGUCAGGUUGCCUAAUGGCACCACCAGAUUUUGCAGGCUGGUUGAAAGAUAUAAACAACAACACCAAAAAUUACAUGAUAUCACGACAUUGACAAGUCUACCUGCUCGGUAAAGUCAUCUGAAACGUUUUGCUUCUAUGCGGAUGUAGUCAGUAGUCGUUAACAGAAGUAUUCGCAUUUCAGGUGUAAUCAUCAGUGGAUUGUUUUGUUUAACAUUCUCAAUCUUUAUACUAAUGUAAUAGUAGAAUUAGGAGAUAAACUAUAGUAUUGAGCUUUCAGAUUACCAAACUAAGACAAUUUCUUUGGUUUUUGUAUUCCAUGAAUCAGCUUGUAAUAUGUGGUGUCCAUGUAACAGUAUAUCCUUAAAAUACACCUUACAUUA
Molecule: messenger RNA, 3030 nt
Organism: Papaver somniferum (opium poppy)
Lineage: Eukaryota; Viridiplantae; Streptophyta; Magnoliopsida; Ranunculales; Papaveraceae
Product: pentatricopeptide repeat-containing protein At5g50280, chloroplastic-like
Exons: 3
Coding region: 225-2429 (734 amino acids)
Molecular function (GO): protein binding
Source: RefSeq, a predicted model, not a curated record